Messenger RNA from Erythranthe guttata (spotted monkey flower), 1904 nucleotides. Its product is annotated as Xanthine/uracil permease family protein. Gene Ontology annotation, molecular function: transmembrane transporter activity. Gene Ontology annotation, biological process: transmembrane transport. Gene Ontology annotation, cellular component: membrane. The record is from RefSeq and is a predicted model, not a curated record. NCBI's taxonomy places the organism in Eukaryota, Viridiplantae, Streptophyta, Magnoliopsida, Lamiales, Phrymaceae.
GUAACAAUUUCAUUUAAUAAACAAACAAACACAGAUUUCGUUGACCAAAAAACAAGAAAAGAGGUUGACCAAAGAUAUCUGCAAAUUGUGCAUGGGUACAUAGUGUGUACAGUGUACGUACAAAUACAGUAUCAGUAAUUUGAAAACCUUAUUAUUUUUUAUUUUAAUUAAUUAUAUAUAUGUAUGGUGAGAGGGCUUGAUUUCUUCAUCACUUCAUAACAGUUGGGGGUUUGGGUGAGCUGCAGAGAUAGAGAGAGAAUGACGGCGGCGGAGGCGGCGGCGAAGGUGGCGGACGAAUUGGUGCCUCACCCUGUCAACGAACAGCUUCCCGGCGUCGAUUAUUGCGUUAACAGCAAUCCUUCAUGGGCUGAAGCAAUUGUUCUGGGGUUUCAGCACUAUUUGGUAAUGCUUGGGACAAGUGUGAUUAUUCCCACCAUAAUUGUUCCUUACAUGGGUGGCGGCAAUGUGGAAAAGGCUCAAGUGGUACAAACAUUGCUGUUUGUUUCUGGAGUGAACACAUUGCUUCAAACCUGGUUCGGUACUCGUUUGCCUGUUGUCGUAGGCGGUUCGUUUAGAUUCAUAACUCCAUCUCUGUAUGUUGCAUUUUCACAAAGAUACUAUAUCUAUCUUAACCCUUAUCAGAGGUUUAUAAGGACGAUGAGAGCAAUUCAAGGCGCUCUCAUGGUUGCCUCUGUACUGCCUAUGCUGCUUGGUUUUCUUGGAAUUUGGAGAAUUGUUGUGAGGUUCAUCAGCCCUCUUUCGGCUGUGCCGCUUGUAACUCUCGUCGGACUUGGCCUCUAUGAACAGGGUUUUCCACUGCUCGCGGAAUGUGUGGAAAUCGGGCUCCCGGAGCUGAUUAUUCUUAUAUUGUUGUCCCAGUUUAUCCCUCAUAUGUGGAGCAUUAAGCGUCCCAUGUUCGAUCGUUUUGCGGUUCUGUUGUCUGUGGGGAUAGUAUGGGCUUAUGCAGCUCUUCUGACAGUAGCUGGUGCAUACAAAAACAGGCCCUUGAACACGCAGUUGAGUUGCCGUGUUGACCGUUCUGGACUUGUAAGUGGAUCUUCAUGGGUUAGCUUUCCGUAUCCGGUUCAGUGGGGUGCGCCCAGCCUACACGCUGGAGAAGCUUUUGUCAUGAUAGCAGCAGCUUUCGUCGCUUUGAUUGAGUCCACUGGGGCAUUUAUUGCUGCAUCUAGAUACGGGAGUGCUACGCAUGUACCAUCAUCUGUUCUUAGUCGAGGUGUUGGUUGGCUGGGAGUAGGCAUUUUUCUGGACGGUUUAUUCGGUACAGGAAGUGGAUCUACCGUUUCAGUCGAAAAUGUAGGGUUAUUGGCUCUGACACGAGUUGGGAGCCGAAGGGUGAUUCAGAUAUCAGCAGUUUUCAUGCUCUUCUUUUCAAUAUUCGGAAAAUUUGGAGCUAUCGUCGCUUCGAUUCCACUGCCAAUUGUUGGAGCUCUGUAUUGCGUCCUGUUUGCUCUCAUGUCUAGUGCUGGUCUUGGUUUAUUGCAAUAUUGCAACCUAAGCAGUUUCAGAACAAAGUUCAUCAUCGGCUUCUCGUUCUUCAUGGGCCUAUCAGUGCCGAGGUAUUUCACUGACUACGUCCUAACUUCCGGUCACGGCCCCGUUCACACUCGUUCCGUUUGGUUCAACAAAAUGGUGCAAGUGAUAUUUACAUCCCCAGCCACAGUAGCAGGAAUCGUUGCUCUAUUUCUCGAUCUUACUCUCGCUCGAAAGAACGAAUCCACGAGAAAAGACAGCGGGCGACAUUGGUGGGCUAAGUUCAAGUAUUUCGAUAAAGAUCCGAGGAGUGCCGAAUUUUAUUCUCUUCCUUAUGGUCUUUCUAAGUAUUUCCCUUCACUCUAAAUAUAAAUAUUUUGUGUUAUUAUUUGUAAAGAAAGAAACUUGACUCA